Molecule: messenger RNA, 1131 nt
Organism: Penicillium crustosum
Lineage: Eukaryota; Fungi; Ascomycota; Eurotiomycetes; Eurotiales; Aspergillaceae
Exons: 1
Coding region: 1-1131 (376 amino acids)
Source: RefSeq, a predicted model, not a curated record
AUGAUUUGCUCAGGACGCCGGUAUGGGUAUAUCUACACAGGAGAGGCCUUGGUAUUUCUUCACAUCCCCUUAGAUGAUUGUAGUGUUGUCGAAUACUAUCUCUGUGUUCCCACGCAAGACAUCGAUUCUCAUGGCUAUGAUGCGGAUUCAAACUGGGUUCGCCGGUCGGCUUUGGGCCGAGUCCUCGCUUUCGCACUACAAUCUUUAAAUUCCACUCCACCAUCGCAGGAAUGGCAAGACGCAGUUUAUCAGUCCUAUCGCCCUCUCGAAGACGAUUAUUCGAUCUUCAUGCCCCAAGCCCCGGAUGACCUUCGACUCCGCCCACCAGCAGAGUUCAUGUAUGAAAACUCAUUCUGGCCGAGAUUCUGGGGCAACCUUCUGUAUGCAAACAUACCAAGGGGAAAUUCUGUAGGCUCCGGUCCACAACAGUCGGACGUUUUUAGGCCUUACUGUACCCAGGCAUGUCUUCGGGGCACCUUUGAAAAGGAUCUUUUAGAUCAAAACUGUCCGAACGCUGAUAAGCAUGGCGUAGUAAAACACCGAAUCAACUCACAGGAGAUCUGCGAGAGGAUGAAUGAACAACUUCGAGCGAAUCGGUAUAGAGGAUUCCAGCAGCUACAUAUUACCGGUCGAGUCUGUUAUCUGUCAAAAGCAACACUGCUAUCUCAUGGGUACACGAUGUUGAUCAAGGCCACCAGUAUGAGGCAGUCGGACAGGAUCCAUGCUGAAUUGGAGAACUAUGAGAAUUUGAUGUCGUUGCAGGGGUGUCAAAUUCCGGUAUGUCUUGGGAUGUUUUCACCCAAGAUCCCAUAUUGGUAUCACGGGGUUAGAAUGGAAUACAUGCUGCUUCUCAGCUGGUCUGGCAUCCGAACGGAGGAGGAGCAUGCGACCCUCGAAACGUGUCAGUUCCUCGAACAGGAGAUGCAUAAACUUCAGGAUGUAUUUCAAGAACACGGAGUUAUUCAAAGAGAUGCAUCCUUCCGAAAUGUGCUGUGGAAUCCCAUGUCACAAUCCUUCGUGAUGAUUGACUUGGAAGAUUUGAAGUAUGUGAAUGGCGUUUCAGAGAGCUCCGAGGGACAUGGCAGCCAGCAAACCCGGUCCAGUGGCUACAUUGCAGAUGAUGACAGGUAA